CGAAGAAGGGGCGGUGUUUCUCACUGUGGGCUCGCACUCCCGGGAUUGCAGAGGGUUCUUAGGCCUGCAGAGAAAAUUGGGGUUUGGGGGGGGCUAGUCUUGGGGCGGAGGUAGGGGCACGCUGAGGCGAGCCCCGCCGUCCUCGAUCUUCCAUGCCCCGCUUUCCUAAGCCGAAAACGAGCCGAGGAGGCGGUGUCGCGGGAGUGACGUCAUCUCGAGGCGUCGCGAGACUCCAGAGGAAGCCGUGACCUCUCUAAGCGUGGAGAGCUACGCGAAGAUGCAGCAGCUAGUCCGGGCCGGGGCCCGGGCCUGGCUUCGGCCCAGGGGCUGCCGGGGCCUGAACGCGCUGGCAGAAGAGGCAGUGCAGUCGGCGGAGAAACCAGAACCCUUGGCGAGCGCAGGUCCCCAGGCACCCGUACUGCGCAGGUGCGAGCUCCCGGUACCCCUGCACCGGCGUCCGGUGCAGGCCUGGGUUGAAUCUCUGCGGGGCUAUGAGCAGGAGCGCGUGGGUCUGACCGAGCUGCACCCAGACGUUUUCUCCACGGCGCCCAGGCUGGAUAUCCUGCACCAGGUUGCCAUCUGGCAGAAGAACUUCAAGAGAAUUAGCUACGCCAAGACCAAGACCAGGGCCGAGGUGCGGGGAGGUGGCCGGAAGCCCUGGCAGCAAAAAGGCAGUGGGCGCGCCAGACACGGCAGCAUCCGCUCCCCAAUCUGGCGAGGAGGAGGUAUCGCCCAUGGCCCCCGGGGCCCCACCAGCUACUACUACAUGCUGCCCAUGAAAGUGAGAGUGCAAGGCCUCAAGGUGGCGCUGACCGUCAAGCUGGCCCAGGAUGACCUGCACAUCGUGGAUUCCCUGGAGUUGCCCACCACAGACCCCCAGUACCUGAUGGAGCUGGCCCGCUACCGCCACUGGGGCGACUCCGUCCUUUUUGUAGACUUAGAACACGAGGACAUGCCCCAGAAUGCCGUAGCAGCCACAUCCGGGCUCAAGACCUUCAACCUGAUCCCGGCUGUCGGCCUGAACGUGCACAGCAUGCUCAAACACCAGACCCUGGUCCUGACCCUGCCCACCGUCGCCUUCCUGGAAGAGAAGCUGCUCUGGCAUGACUCACGUUACACACCCCUCUACCCCUUCCGCCUGCCCUACCGAGACUUCCCCUGAGCCCCAACCCCGCACCCCCUGGGCACACAGACCACCCUCCUUCCUGCUCGGAACCAGGCCAAGCCCUGAGUGGGCUUGGGAGACGCCUCCCCAUCCCAGGCCCCCUGGUCCCAGUGGGAGGCUGAGGCCACACCCAGAGAGCAGCCAAGCAGGCGUCAAUACUGGGAAGAAGGCAGCUCGCCAGAGACCACAUCUCUGUUUCGUGUCAGACACAUUUUGUUUUGUAAUCAGAGAGGGGAAGCACAGCAGCUGAUGGCCAUUUUGUGAAUAAUUCCAUUUGGUGCCUUCCCUGGUGCUGGGCGUCCCUGGGUACCUAGCUGCCUCAAGACCCCGUUUGUAGAAAUGACCCAGGAUCAACUUUGCCAGGGCAAGUCAGCCUCGGGGAGCACACAGCAGAGAAGCAGCCAUCUCUGAGAACCCACUGGUUGCUGCCUCCCAAUCCCAGGCACUCUGACCAAGUGCCCAUAUCCCUGAUGGGGCUUAUGGUCCCGUUUACUACCAUCCUUCCGUCCAGCUGUGGGCCUGAUUCUCCAAAUGCGUAUAACAUGGAAACGGGGGCUUCCAUCACAGGGAUUUUCCCUAAACAUGGAGUCAGGAUCAGUGUGGUCAAUAAAUGUGCAAAUAAACAUUUUUUAAACACCAAUCCGA
Molecule: messenger RNA, 1810 nt
Organism: Capra hircus (goat)
Lineage: Eukaryota; Metazoa; Chordata; Mammalia; Artiodactyla; Bovidae
Gene: MRPL4
Product: mitochondrial ribosomal protein L4
Exons: 9
Coding region: 278-1162 (294 amino acids)
Biological process (GO): translation
Cellular component (GO): ribosome
Molecular function (GO): structural constituent of ribosome
Source: RefSeq, a predicted model, not a curated record